CUAUCAUUCUCUAUGGUUCACACUGACACAAGGACCUGCAACUAACUGCAUGGGUAGAGUUGAGUGAGAUUGCUAGUAUAUUCGUGAUUUCUCACUGGUUAUAAUUCAUAUAAAAAUGUUGAAUUGGCAGUGGGCACCAUGCAUCUUUGGGUGUCUAGCUGACUCGAUAACAAUAACACCGUAACUCUAGCCAGGCAGCGUGAUUUUGGCCGGAACUCACAAAGCUUCCGACACAGUUUCCUGUAUCACACUAGCUAGAACUUGUAAUUAUCUGAUUGGAUAAGUUAGCUAGAAAUCCGUUUUUCAUUUCGUGUUGGUGCAGCCAACUGCAGUAGCAGCAAUUGGUAUCAUUCCCUGUCUCUGUGUAGCUUGACUCAGAGGAGAAGAUGAGAGCAGAAGCGACGUUCAUCCUUGUGCUACACACCAUCCUGUCUGCCCUGUUGGUCAGCGAUGUUAGUGCUACGCUGUCCAGGACUGAUGCCAAGAAGAAGGACUCCAAAACACAAGAGCCAGAGACGUCCCAGGCGGAGCAGUCGGUGCUGGAGCGAGGUCUUGUUGUUGUUGACCCUCAGUGGAAGGACAUCGUAAAGGAGGAGAGGAGAUACUGCCAACGGGCUGUGACUAAACACACGUUCCAAGGGCCCGUGCUGGGAUAUAUAACUCCUUGGAACUCCCAUGGUUACGAUGUUGCCAAGGUGUUUGGUUCCAAGCUGACCUCUGUGUCUCCAGUGUGGCUACAGCUGAGACGGAGAGGACCAGAGAGCUUCCAUAUCACCGGUCUUCAUGACCAUGACCCAGGUUGGGUAAAAGCUGUGCGGAAGGCAAACAAAAAAAUCAAAAUGCUUCCUCGCCUGUUAUUUGACGGCUGGUCGUACCAGGACUACAUGAGUGUUCUUGGCAGUGAGGAUGAGAUCGAGGAGCUGGGGACUGAGAUGGUGGACGUAGCUAAGACAGAAGGCUUUGAUGGCUAUACACUGGAGCUGUGGAGUCAGUUAGGAGGGAACAAGAGACAGGAGCUGGUCCACAUGGUGACACACAUCUGUGAGGCUCUUAAGGAGAAGAAACUGGACUGUGUACUGGUCAUUCCGCCAGCCGUCACACCAAGUUCAGGCCAGCCGGGGAUGUUCGGGAGAGAGGAGUUUGAGCAGUUAGCUCCCGUUGUGGACGGAUUCAGUCUAAUGACCUACGACUUCUCCUCUGGACGACCGGGCCCCAGCUCCCCUCUACCCUGGGUCAGAGAAUGUGUUCUAGAGUUGUCCCCCAACACCCAAUGGAGACACAAGAUACUGCUGGGACUGAACCUGUAUGGACAGGACUUCUCCACCCACGGAGCUGAACCACUGCUGGGGGGCAGGUUCAUAGAGCUCUUGAAGGAGCUGAAGCCCAGACUACUAUGGGAUGACCAGGCUGAGGAGCACUACUUCAGUUACAAGAGGAGCAAUGGAGUCAAGCAUGUGGUCUAUUACCCAACACUGAAGUCUCUCCAUCAACGAAUCUCCUUAGCCACUGAGUUGGGUACAGGAAUAUCCAUGUGGGAACUGGGUCAGGGAUUGGACUAUUUCUACGAUCUUCUAUGAGAAAGACACUCAAGCUCCUUUCUUUAGCAAAUUAAUCAACCGCUAAAAUAUCUGCAAAUGUACAGUCCAUGGUAAUAUUUGCUGAGCACCAACUAGCAUGAGGAUUACACUGUUAUUUCUUUGACUACCUGGAAUGAACGACGUCUCUUAUCUCAUGAAGACCAGGGUGAUCAUCGGUUGAUUGUAGGAGACGGAGGCCAAGUUGUGUAUACAGAGUAAAUGUGACUGAACUAAGGAACUUGAAGCUGCCAACUUGGCAAGAGUUAGUUAAUCAUCCAUCAAAGCAGCUUUCAACUGGGGCUUAUAACAGGGUUAUUAUGGGAUGUGGCACACAGAAGGUGUUCAUGUUUUUAAAUGGAAAUACUGAUAUGAAAUGGUAAGAUAGAAUAAUACAUAAUAUCAUUUUUAAGGUCUGGUUUCCCGGACAGAGAUGAAGCCUAGUCCUGAAUCUCAAUUGAAAAUAGAUUUUUAGUCCAGGACCAGGCAUGUUUGUCAGGGUGACCGUUAUAAAUCAGACAUUAGUCUGCUGCCCACUGCAGGAAUGUGUUAUGUUUCUUUAGAAGACAUUUGACAUGAAAUAAAAAAGGUACAUUGUU
Messenger RNA from Coregonus clupeaformis (lake whitefish), 2173 nucleotides. It is a transcript of the gene chid1, whose product is annotated as chitinase domain containing 1. The coding region runs from base 387 to 1577 and encodes 396 amino acids. Gene Ontology annotation, biological process: carbohydrate metabolic process. Gene Ontology annotation, molecular function: chitin binding; oligosaccharide binding. NCBI's taxonomy places the organism in Eukaryota, Metazoa, Chordata, Actinopteri, Salmoniformes, Salmonidae. The transcript is spliced from 12 exons. The record is from RefSeq and is a predicted model, not a curated record. Gene Ontology annotation, cellular component: extracellular region.